This is a messenger RNA of Lasiosphaeria miniovina, 960 nucleotides long. RefSeq lists its product as uncharacterized. NCBI's taxonomy places the organism in Eukaryota, Fungi, Ascomycota, Sordariomycetes, Sordariales, Lasiosphaeriaceae. The record is from RefSeq and is a predicted model, not a curated record. Bases 130 to 762 code for a protein of 210 amino acids. The transcript has a single exon.
GGAGUCGAAACAGAGAAGCUUGGACCGGCUAGCAUGCGGUGAAACGGAGUGGAACGUGUUACGGGGAGCCGUCGCGAGCCGGCGUGGGCCAUCGUGGAGAAGCGCUCCCCAGUCCCUGCGGGUUUAUGGAUGCCAGGGAGAAUUCCUGCUGAUCUAAUUAGUGCAGGUGCUCGUCUGGGCAGCCGUGGCCGAGUGUCUCCGCUGGCGGCGGAACGUUGGCGGCAUCUAGUCUGCCAGGCCUGUGUGACGAUGCAGCAUUGGGAUCAUCGGCAUGCAGAUUGUUUCUCAAAGCGCGAUGUUGCAUCCGGCCAAUGCUGCCAAGCACAGCAGCUGGGCCGGCCCAAGACGGAUGCUGCACCGUUGGCCGACUCGGUCGGGCAAGGGCGUGAUCGAGCCACUCCACCGCGCGUGGGGAGUGAGAUCAUUGCGGGGUUGCUUCGGCACAAAGUGCCGUUUGUCGCACUGGUGCUAAUGAUGCUAAAAGCCCUCCCUUCAAUAGCGCCUAAUCUGUGGAACCCGUCAAGAUGGCUGCCCACGAAAAACGUGGUCGCCUUUGGCGUGGGUUCGAAUAUCGCGAGUGGUCUUCAAGAACCAGAUCACGUUCGAGGCUGUAGGAAAGGAGAAAGAGAAAAGGGUCAAGUCAAGAAGGUGCCAAGGCAUCCGUGCUUGGCAAGAGAAAGCGAAUAUCCAACUCCAGAGGAGAGAUCGGCAAAAAUGGUAGGCACCAUCUGUCUAUCUAUGGCGUCACUGCUCCACAUUUAGCCCCCUCCCAGGAUCUCCGAGCCCUUAGCUCCGUUACACCAUACACGCGCAGGUCUGGCCUUCAUGUGAUUACCAUAUGAAUGGCUUGAGCGUUUUACGGUUAUAGUUACAGCUAGAGUGCCCUGUCGAACGUGCCCUGAAUAGGUACCUACCACACGAAUUAACCGAAUUAAGUACGGAUGGCGUGUUUAAAGACCC